AUGGCGCCUGAGAGUGCCAGGAAAACAACCGAAUUGACAGAAGACAUGGCAAGUGACAGAGGCUGGAGUAACAGUCGAUUGUUCACGCUAAUCACCUCUGAUGUCACUCGGAUCCAGGCUGUAUGGGAAAUGGUCCACUUGCUUUGGACUGCUCCAAUCUCAAUUGGAGUGGCGUUGUUGACAUUGAGUUUCAACAUCGGGAAGAGUGCCAUCUGGGGCUGUAUAAUCAUAGUAUUGGGGAUGAUCGUUAUCACCAGUGCAGUGCGGGGCAUGGCCAAAGAACAAAAGCUUGUCACAAAACUCACCGAUCAGCGAUCGUCUAUGGCUCGCGAAGUGUCGCGUUCCAUACAUGUUCUGAAAUUGUUCGGAUGGGAGUCCAAAUUCCUAGCACGGUUUAGAUGCAUUCGGACACAAGAGACUCGACGAAUCCGAGAAAUACACAGUACUCAUACUUGGAUCCAAGCCCUGUGGGCAUCACUGCCGACAUUCGCAACGAUGGGCUCGUUAAUCGCUUAUUCAAUGUCGACCGAUAAAUUCGAACCAAUGGCAAUAUUCUCGACUUUAGCGACCUUCAAUGCACUGAGGCCUCUUCUCAACAUGCUACCCCUUGUAAUAGGACAAGUUUUGCAAUCCCUGGAGGCUCUCGCAAAGGUGGAAAAGUUCUUGCUGGAAAACGAGCCUGACGAUUACAUCCAGAGUACCCCUAAAGCCAAUCUCGCUAUCCGACUGGAUCAUGCGACACUCGGCUGGUAUAAACCAUCGACGUCUGAUCUCGACAAGGGAAAUGAGAUUCAUCAAAAUCCAGUAUCAAAGAUAGCAGCUUCGUCGUUCCUGUUGAGUGACUUGAGCUUGACUGUCCGACCAAACGAGAUGCUGGCAGUUAUUGGGUUGACUGGGAGUGGCAAGUCCUCAUUUCUGGCAGCGCUUGCAGGCGAUAUGAAUCUGGUCGAAGGUGUUGUUCAGGUAAACGGGACGAGAGCUUUCUGCCCGCAGCAUGCAUGGAUGCAAAAUUCGUCGAUCCGGGAUAACAUCUUGUUUGGAAGAGAGUAUAACGCUGCGCGUUAUCAUGAGGUUCUUCGAUGUUGUGCUCUAAAAGCAGACAUCGAGAAAUUGGCAGAUGGUGACAGUACCGAAGUCGGUGACCGUGGUGCUUCAUUGUCUGGAGGUCAGAAAGCUCGUAUAAGCCUUGCACGUGCUGUUUAUGCUCGAACAGAUAUUGUCAUCAUGGAUGAUCCUGUUGCAUCAAUAGAUUCGAACGUGGGACAUCAUAUCAUGGAAAAUGUUCUCUGCGGUCUUUUGAAAAAUUGUUGUCGCAUAGUUGCUACUCAUAGCCCUUCGAUUCUUCAUCGCUGUGACCGAAUACUCAUAAUCGAAGAUGGGCGCAUCAAGGCAAUCGACACGUUUGACAGACUCAUCCGGCAGGGCGUUUUGCGGAACGGCUUCUUUUCAUCCCCAAGUGAGAAUGCCAUUACCCACAAUGGACCCAGAAAGUGCGACGGCAGAAAGAGCGUUCGGGACAAGGUUAAAUCCCGCAAAGCCGAGCUUCACACCAAGUUCGUUCCACCUGCAGAUGUAUCCUGGAAUGGAUGGAAGACAUACCUUUCCGCGGGUGGCACGCAUCUGAAUUGUUUGGCUAUCAUUUUUCUCUCGAUUCUGGGCAACGGAAUGAGCCUGAUAUGUAGCUCAUGGCUGUCGUACUGGACGUCGGGCAAGCAUUUGGACAUGUCCAAUAAGAAAUGUGCGGCAGUAUAUGCCUUUCUUUCCGUCACUCAGGCCAUUUUGCUCGCUUGUUCAACGUUGUGCAUGAUGGCUCGCGGUAUCACUGCAAGCAAGGAGCUUCUCCAACAGGUUAUGAUGCGAAUCGUCCGGGCACCGAUGUCUUUUUAUGAAACUGGAUGCCUCGGUACUGUAAUUCAGCAGAUAACAGUUGAAACCGGUAUCCUUGACGUCCAUCUGACAAAUUGCAUUCGGCUGUUUUCAAUGAAAGCCAUCACGACCUCCUUGGUUGUUGCCGUAACAGUUUAUCACUGCCACUAUUUUGUGCUUGCUGUCGGGCCUCUCAUAUACUUGUUCCUGCACGUGGCCCGUCGUUAUAGAGCGACGGCCGGUAAAUUGCAUCAGCACAAAUCAAAGCGACAGUCGAAAUUACACGCAGGGUUGAGCGAGACAAUCAGUGGAUUGAGUUGUAUUCGAGGCUAUGGUGCAUGGAAUCAUUUCAAAGAGAACAUUCACAGCGACAUCUAUGCCAUGAACGAGAUACACCUUCUGAGCGCCGCAUGUCCACGGUGGCUGACAAUUCGACUCGAUGCAAUUGGUAUUGCCCUCACCUCACUAGUCGGAGUUUUGGGCGUCGUCCCCUGGUCUGGUGUCUCACCCAGUGUCUUUGGGAUGUUAUUCACAAACAUGCUUUCGAUAUCACAGACACUGCAGCUUGCGAUGCGAAAUAUGAACGAGGUCAUGAAUGGGCUUCGUGUGGUCGAGGGAAUCGUGUACUAUAAGACAAAUAUCCCUCAGGAAGCAUCACUGGGAGCGGAGGAGUCUCAGUCCAUGCCAAAUGACGAAAUGUGCCAACAACCCCAAGCAGGACGAAUCAGCUUCUUGAAUGCUUCCAUGAGGUAUCGACCUGGGCUUCCCCUAGCAUUGACGGAUGUCAACAUCGAUAUCCAAAAUGGGGAAAUGAUUGCCAUACUAGGCAGAACUGGCGCAGGGAAAUCUAGCAUCAUAGCUGCACUGCUUCGAAUGACCGAGUUAUCUGGAGGAGCGAUUGAAAUCGAUGGCACCGAUAUUGCGGCAAUGAGGCUUCAUGAUCUUCGGUCAGCGGUCGCCGUCAUCCCUCAAGAUGUGGCCCUGUUUGCAGGCUCGAUUAGAUCCAACGUCGACCCAUUCCAUGAAUAUGAAGAUAUGAGGAUCUACAAUGUCUUGAAGAAAGUGGGACUUGUCCAUGAUCAGGGUCCCUUUGCAAGGAGCAGGAGGGUCACGGUCUCGAUUGCUUCGAUGGAGCAAUGGACCAGGCUCUCAGUUCACCUGUGCAGGAGGAAGGCGCCAAUUUAUCUCUCGGCAACCAGCAACGGAUCGCUUUGGCCCGCGCUCUUCUUCGCGAUGCUCGAAUUAUCGUUUGUGAUGAGGCGACAUCCGCAGUGGAUCUCGAGAUGGACAAACGCAUGCAACAAACAAUCGCGCAGGUCUUCCACCAAAAGACUAUUCUGUACAUCACACAUAGAGUACGCACUGUUUUUCGCUGCGAUCGGGUCUGCGUCAUGGGACAAAGUCGCAUCCUUGAAACUGGCCGGCCCGUCCAGCUGUGGGGUCGAACAGAUGGGCCUUUUCGGUCAAUGUGUGACCGAGAUGGAAUGA
This is a messenger RNA of Penicillium argentinense, 3354 nucleotides long. Its product is annotated as 2-alkenal reductase. The record is from RefSeq and is a predicted model, not a curated record. Gene Ontology annotation, molecular function: ATP binding; ATP hydrolysis activity; ABC-type transporter activity. The coding region runs from base 1 to 3354 and encodes 1117 amino acids. Gene Ontology annotation, cellular component: membrane. Lineage: Eukaryota; Fungi; Ascomycota; Eurotiomycetes; Eurotiales; Aspergillaceae. Gene Ontology annotation, biological process: transmembrane transport. The transcript is spliced from 2 exons.